AUGUCCAGAGUCGCUGCGUUAUCGCAACAGCAAGAACCCCCACAUUUAGGGUCUCUAAUCAAGAAAUUCAUGUUCCAUAGGAUCCUUGACUCAAACCCGCAAACCAAAGUGAUUUCGCUGUUGGGUAAGAUUGACUCACAGGAUGCAAUUGUGACGUUAGAAAAAACGCAUUUCACAUACGAUACAAACGUUUUUCGGGCUGAGAACGGGCGCAAUACGCCCGUUCUUCACAAUUGCGAAGCCGAGUUUAGUUGUCUCAAAUCGAUUGAAGAAUUGAAAGAAGUGGCAUCCAAUGAUAUCUACUACUGGGGCAUGUCGUUACUGCGCCAGGAUAUGGGUCAGAACCCAACGGCCAAGAUCAACCUGAUCUGGCCUGCGACUGCGGUCCAUAUCCGCAAGUACGACUCGCAGCGGCUACACGUGAUCAGAGAGACUCCAGACAUCUACAGCAGCAUUGUUGAACCCUAUAUCGUGGAAAUGUGCUCGCAGCAACGGUUGCAAUGGGUACGGAACAUUCUGCAUCACGGUGCAGAGUCUGAUCGCGUUGUGUAUCGGGAUUUCGUGGAAAGCAACGCGAAGGACGGGUUUCUGAUCUUGCCUGACAUGAAAUGGGACGGUGUGAACCUGGACGCACUGUACUUGGUUGCGAUUGUGUUCCGUGAAGAUAUUCGGUCCUUACGUGACUUACGGCCAGAACACAAGCCUUGGUUGGUCUCAAUGCUUAACAAGAUCCGGUCUGUGGUGCCUGGGUGUUACAAUUUCACCAUUCAGCCAGAUGAACUGCGAAUCUUUAUUCAUUAUCAACCCUCGUAUUACCAUUUCCACAUCCAUAUCGUCAAUGUCAAGCAUCCUGGCAUCGGUGCCGGCGCCUCGGCCGGAAAGGCCGUUCUGUUGGAAGAUGUAAUAGAACAAUUGAAUUUUUUGGGCCAAGCUGGGUUUAGGAACAAGACCAUCACGUACAUUUUGGGCGAGAAUCACGAUUUGUGGGGCCGUGGUCUUAAAGACGUUGUUGAACGAGAAUUGGAUUCGUCUGGAAUUCCAAAAUCUCCCACAGUGGUCAACGAUUUUCACGGAGCAUUGAAACGGGGGUGA
This is a messenger RNA of Lachancea mirantina, 1092 nucleotides long. NCBI's taxonomy places the organism in Eukaryota, Fungi, Ascomycota, Saccharomycetes, Saccharomycetales, Saccharomycetaceae. The record is from the annotation of a GenBank genome assembly.